AUGCAUCUCCCCUCCCUCAUCCUCCCCUCCCUCUCCUCCAGCAGCGCCGCCGCCGCCGCAGCCCGCCUCCACGUGCCUCCCCCCGCCCCCCCCUUCCCCUCCCGCGCAGUCCGCUCCCCCACCACAACCCAAUGCACAACCCCCGCCCUCACCACCACCACCACCAUCAACCGCGGCAACGAAGGGAUCUGGGUGAUCCGCCCGGACGCCACGGACCUGCACGAGCUCUACCGCCUGCGCCAGACGGACUGGCUGUCGAACGACCUGCCCAGGGUCCUCGACGCGUGCGGCGCGGCGUGCCUCGCCGGCAACGACACCGCGCUGCCGGGCGCCUGGCUGCCGACCACAGCGUACUUCCAGGGCGCGUUCGUCAACACCCCCGGGGGCGACCCGCCGAACCACAUCCUCUGGCAGUGCGCGUGCUACGAUCGGGCCGUCACGGAGGACGACCUGGUGCCGGGCGCGGGCGUGUGGAAUAAUGCGAACCCGGGCAGUGGGACCAUCAUCAACCGGAAAUGUUGA
This is a messenger RNA of Hypoxylon fragiforme, 522 nucleotides long. RefSeq lists its product as uncharacterized. The record is from RefSeq and is a predicted model, not a curated record. NCBI's taxonomy places the organism in Eukaryota, Fungi, Ascomycota, Sordariomycetes, Xylariales, Hypoxylaceae. The coding region runs from base 1 to 522 and encodes 173 amino acids. The transcript is spliced from 2 exons.